Dentiscutata erythropus is the source of this 1055-nucleotide messenger RNA. The record is from the annotation of a GenBank genome assembly. NCBI's taxonomy places the organism in Eukaryota, Fungi, Glomeromycota, Glomeromycetes, Diversisporales, Gigasporaceae.
GAUUGUACGAAAUGCUCGGGAACAUACCCAUAUUACAUUCUAUUUAUAUGUGCAACGAUGAAGAUGGUUCUAUAUUGGUUCUAGAACUUGACGCAGAUAAUAUCUGGCUAGUUGAUAGCGGAUCCUCUCGCUCACCAUCUUAUCAAUAUUUUAGGGCCGCAAUUCUAAAACGUAAAAUAUCGAAUAUUAAAGGGAUCAUUAUCACAAAUAGACAUGCUGGACGCCUUGAUGGCAUUAAAAGGUUUCUCAAAAAAUUAUUUUCACAAAACAUAAGCACUGAGGAAUCACAAAAGCUUGAUUGUCUCGUAAUUCUUACCAAGGAAUUCAAUAAUGAACCAAUUAUUGAUAUCUUAAAAGAUAAUGAAUUUGAGAUUAUUAAUGAUUUAAAUGAUAAAGAAUCGAUUUUUGAAAGCAAAAACAUAACCAUAAAGCAUUUUUUCCAUGACAAGGGAAUACCUUUAGUUUUAAAAUGUAAAAAGAAUGUUGAGCAAAAUACAAGCUUUUUGCAAAGCUGUUAUGAGAAUGCUGUGAGAUUAAGUAAUUAUGUGGAGAAUAAUUCGCUAGCGAGAAUUCUCGGUUUGGGCAGAGGCGAGAUUGAAACAUCAUCUAAUUUACUCAUAGAAAGAACAAUUAAUGAACUAUCCACAAACUUACAAGGUAACAAAUCAAAAGCUCACGUAGACCUAUCAAGUAUUCCAUGUAACCCAAAAGACGGGGAUAUGGUUCUCACCAGUGAUAAUGUCGCUUCAUGGAUACUAGAAGUGGAAACGAUAAAGUUAAAAGAAUGUCAGCAGAUACAAUCAAAUGAACGACCAUUUAUUGGUAUAUUUCAAGUACCAAAUUAUGGAUCAAGAAUUAAUUCGAUGGCCAGAACUCAUGUGAGCCCUCCUAAAUAUGUAAAGCAACAAUUUGUUCUGAUGAUGAUGAUACUAUAUUACGGAGGACUAUUUGAUUUUAAAGAUUUUGAUGAUAAAACUACCGUUGAAGCUGAUUUUGAAAUUAUGUGCGACUUUUCUAAUUUUGAAAUGUUUGAAGAAGCGGCCAAAUUGAAAUGA